This is a messenger RNA of Bradysia coprophila, 5243 nucleotides long. RefSeq names its product regulator of G protein signaling family member locomotion defects (gene loco). Gene Ontology annotation, biological process: signal transduction; regulation of G protein-coupled receptor signaling pathway. Gene Ontology annotation, molecular function: protein binding; GTPase activator activity. The record is from RefSeq and is a predicted model, not a curated record. Gene Ontology annotation, cellular component: plasma membrane; nucleus; cytoplasm. Lineage: Eukaryota; Metazoa; Arthropoda; Insecta; Diptera; Sciaridae.
CAGUCCGUUUCGCGUACCAAUAUUAUUGUGAUAAGGAAAUUUAUCUUUGUUUACAUUUACUAAUUGCUUCGUUUCUAGUACGCAGAAUCAAGCUAUCGCGAGUUUGUAACAUUUCGUGCACAUUGUUCAACAGGUGUGUGCGAAAAUACGGCGUUUUGGAUAGUUUUUCCGCGGAGAAAUUCGUUUAUUUUGUGUCCAGAUGACAGUUGUUGUACACGAAUCAAUCGAUGUUCAAUUGAUCCAAAAAUGAAAAACUUUCUUUAGAAAACAAGGCUUUUGAUUCAGGUUUAACACCUUAGCCGUUAGUGUGUGAGCAUUCAAAACAUGCUACGGCUAAGUUGAUGUUGAGUUCAGUUUCUGCUAUAGAAAAUCGUUAAACAAUUUGAAAAUGCACCACCAUCGCCGUAGGAAGAAACGACCUAAUUAUGGCAGCAUCGAAGUAUCUCGCGGAGAACAUGGUUUCGGAUUCACAAUAUCCGGCCAACAGCCAUGCAUUCUGUCAUGUAUCGUUCCGAACAGUCCAGCCGACUUAGCCGGGCUCCGAUCUGGCGAUUUUUUGAUAUCUGUGAACGGUUUGAACGUAUCGAAAUUACCACACGAAUCGGUUGUACAGUUGAUUGGAUCGGCCGACCGUACCAUACGAUUAGCCAUAGCCGAAACGUAUUAUUCCGACAGUUCUGACGAUGACGAUCUGGUCAACCAAGCCAACCAAGUGCAUCAGCGAGUUCGUCCGAAAUUUCCCCAUCACAAGCUCAAGAUGAAUCGAAACACUCACCAUCGCCUGUCGUUGGAUGCGAAAAAAGUCAUUAGCCAAACCGCUGAGCCGAAGGCGAGUACAUCGUUUGCGGUCGAUCAAAAUUGUCGUCGGUCGCCCGAACCGUGCAGUAAACUCUCAAACGUAUCGGUCAGUCCCAAAAACGAUCUUCCAUUCCAUUUAGAAGCGUGCCGAACCCAACGAUCGUUGGAAUAUCGAACUGUUGUCGGAUAUCUGGGUACAAUUGAAAUGCCAAAGCAAAUUGCGACCAGCUCUAAGCUUCAAACGGUCCGCAGUUGCAUUCGGAAAAUGCGUCAGGAGAAACGGAAUCCGACCAUGGUACUGAUGACAAUAUUGCCGCAUUGCCUGACAUUGAAGAACAACUUGAGUGUGAUGCUGGCAAAGUAUCCAAAUUCUCGGAUCAGUUUCGUCAGCGGCAAUUCAGAAACUGACAAACGAUUUUUCGGUUUGGUCACAUCGGCCAUGUACUCGGAUGGUGUGAUGUGCGAAAAUGGCCAGGCCGCUGAUAGUGACAUCAUUAUAUCGAACAGUUGCCACGUCUUUGUCGUCGACACAAAACUCACCGAACAUUCAGCACAUCUACAGAAGGCAGACGAAUUUCGUAUCACAUGCACCAAGGAUCCGAUAGCGGAUCUCUGCUUAGAAUUUCCCAACAACGCCGAGUACGUUGUGAAUCUCAUACGAAGCAUGUACACGUUGUACACAUUGAAACCGAUCCAUCCCAACGAGAAUGAACGACCGCCUGUCGCUCGACAGUUGAAUAUGAACGAAUCGCCAAGACGAGUCUAUGGUGCUGACGAAGCCGCCGGUUUUUUGGUAGCCAAUUCACCUCAGCCGAGUAAUCAUAGCGAAAUAACGACGACAUCUAGCAAUUCCGAUUCGGGAAUCGGCUUCCACAAUGACUGCACCAACAUUAGCGACCGCAUAUUGGUGGUGGAUUUUCCUGGUCUUCAGAAUCGACAGAUCGCUAAUAUUCGGGGUAAUCUUAGACAACCGUCGUUGCUGCAUGCAAGACCUGUUGCCAUUAUAAAUGAUUGUUCGCUUUUGGCUUCGGGAAAUGUGCGUACGCUGGGAGGAGAAAAUGCUUCGGAAAGUAAUUAUUCGCCAAUCGUGUCGCUGCGCUCGAAAUCCAAAUCCAUGGAUUUGAUAAACAAUUCGUCCCCGCCUAAGGGCAACAAUGCUCGGCAAAUUCGUGCCAUGCUUGCUUCAAGUGCCGUUCCCGGAUGUAGCAAAUACAUCAAUUCACCGCCACAAAUGCCACAACAGAAAUACGACUGCGAGGAAUUAGUCAAUGACUCGCGACACCGAUCUCUUCACGAAUCAAAUCAUCCAUUUCGAGAACGACCGGUCGAUGUGCCACACAAUUUUCAGUUUAACAGCCCGCUCAAUUUAAGGAGUAGUCAACUAGCUGCUCGAUCUUGUGACGACGUGAUGAUGGCUUUCAGUGCUGGUAGAUCAAAACAUAAACAAAAAACAACCGACCCACCAUCGUCAAUCGACGAUGUAAAUCUACUCGGUGCUGCACCGAAACCGCCCAGCAAAUGCAAAGACGAUUACGUUUUUCUGCCUCCGAGACCGGUAAGAAAGUCGAAGAAACCGUCGUCGUACAAACAAGUUAAACCGUCCAAUAAGAAUUCGUCAAAAUCGGUUACGGUUAGUCCGAAUGCGUUGCGGUUGUGUCGCCGUGCAUCGGCUAGUGUUGAAAAUUUGAUGACGAAUAAACAGUGCGUGCGUGAUAAAAGCGAUUAUGAAUCGAUAUGGGGCAGUAUGCAAGAUAUCCGACGAGCGACGAUGGAUUCAAGAUCGACUAGCACCUUUUUGGAAGGGACGUACAGUGAACCUGAUUUGACGUCACGUGCUUUGCCAAGCAACUCAUCACCCUUCAAGCGAUGGGGACAAUCGUCAUUUCGAUCACGAUCGAAUGAAACCCGGACGCCAGUCCAACGACGUCCUUCUUCACUGGCAGCAUCCGAGAGUGACGUUUAUUCAAAGUCCAUUGACGAUGACGCCGAUUCGUUGCGUAGUCGCAGUGAUCUAACCAAUGCGACCCACAACAUCAAUGGAGUGACAGCAUGGGGUGCAGCGUUCGAGAGAUUAUUGGAAGAUCCGGCCGGGCUGCACACAUUCGCCGAAUUUUUGAAGAAGGAAUUUUCGGCCGAAAAUAUUUAUUUUUGGACAUCGUGCGAACGCUAUCGUUACAUGGACGAGACUGAACGGGCAAGGGAGGCUACUCAGAUAUUCGCAAAGCAUUUGGGUGUUGGGGCGCCAGAGCCAGUGAACGUGGAUUCUCAAGCCCGAACGACAGCUCAAGACAAUUUACAAAAGGCUGAAUGUGAUCUCUUCAUGCAGGCUCAGAAACAGAUUUUCAAUUUGAUGAAGUUCGACAGCUAUCAGCGCUUCAUCAGAUCUGAUUUGUACAAGAGCUGUCUGGACGCCGAAGCGAAAAAACUACCUCUACCGUAUCCAGGCGAUCAGUUAGACGCCGGUCUACGAACGCACUUAGUCAGUCCAUUAUCGACCAAGUUAAAGAAAUCGCUAAGCAAUGCUGAAGAUCGCCGCAGAAAGUCACUGUUGCCAUGGCACCGCAAAGUUCGUUGUAAAUCAAAAGAUCGCGGGGACGAACUUCGAAAAGAGGCACAAGUUAUUGGUGGCUCUGGGACGCUGAAGGUGACUCAUUCUGGCAGUGAUUUGCACAGUUCCAGAAGUUCGUUGUCCAGCUUCGAUGCUGCUAUUUCAUGUCGCACAAACAAUCAAAACGAUUGCGACGAAAGUAAGAGCUCAUUGUGUCGUGUGAUAUUGACGGAUGGAGCGACUACCAUUGUCCAAACAAAGCCCAGCGAAAACAUUCGAGAAUUGGUGGAACGUUUGUUGGAGAAACGCGGUAUCACAUAUCAUGCGUACGAGGGCUUCUUAGCGGGUAACAGCAAGCCAUUAGAUUUAGAGGGUCCGAGUGUUUCACUAGCCGGCAAGGAGAUGUUAAUCGAGCAACGAGUUGUCUUCAAAUUGGAUCUGCCUAAUCGCAAAGUCAUUUCGGUGAAGAGUAAACCCUGCAAAGCGUUGGGAGAGGUGUUGAGGCCGAUUUUGCACAAGUACCAUUAUCGAUUGGAUUUGGUGCAAGUGGCCAGCAAGGAAUAUCCCGAAUCGAUUGACAUGGCAUUGCCGGUUACCGUGUGCGAUGGACAGAGACUACAAAUUACGUGCAAGCCAGGCGACUAUCCCGUUGACAUUCAACCGAUAACCACAUCACAGUCACCAAAAGUUCAUAAGAAAGCCCAUCAAAUCGCCAACUCAUCCACAAAUCAUGCAAACGCACCCACGCAUCAUUCAACAUCAACAUUUCACGAUCCCCACACGCACAAGAGCUUCAAACCCAAUCUGCAACAGUGCCACUUGGAUGAAAUAACCAACAAGGUGUUCAACGAACUGUUGCAAGAGAAGGUUGACGCGCACGCCCAGCACAAUCCGUCACAAUUGCGACCACUUUCCGAUCACGGAUCGAUUCGAUCGGAUGAUUUCGGCGGUUCGGAAACGAGUUCGGGAAUAUUCGGUCGAUUGAAGCGGAGAGAUUCCAAUUUUCCGAUCAGUCGAACGAAUAAAGCCAAGAAAACCGUAGCGCCCAGUUCCAUAGCCGGUUCGGAUGAUGGAGCGUCCGAUGGAGUUAAGAAGCCGUUGAUUGCAAAAUGGAAAGCAGGUGUUAAGCUGCAAGUGACUGGCCGUACAGAUAAUCACGACUUCCUGGAAGGCCUAAAACGCGCCCAACGCUUUCGCUUGGAGGAUCAACGCGGCACAGAAAUCAACUGUGAGCUGCCCGAUUUCCUCAAAGACAAGGAAAAUUUCGUCAACAACAAGCUACGGAAAACCAAACCCGCAGAACCAGUUCCAAUGGCACGCACUACAUUCGAAGCAAGCUCAGUGCCUCUAGUUCGUCCACAACCCGCACCCAGAUACUCAAUAACCAAGAGUCCAUCAACAACGUCCAUUCAAAAUGGUGACAAUUCGUCAGCCACCAGUUUAACAAACAAACGACUCAGUCCGACAGCAGAAAAUGCACCCCACUACGACGCGAACAGCAGUGCGUACAUGAAUGCAAGUUUCACAAGUCAGAUCAGCCAAUGCGGAUCGACAAUCGAUGAGUGCUGUUACGACAGCAACACCGAUUCAAGUAAUCCACGCGGACCGCCACCGUUGCCACCGAAACCGAAAAUUCUGCCAAUCAAACCAUCCAAUUGGGGCCAAAGUCCGAACAAGUCCGAUCGAUCGCCACAGGAUGAAAUAGCUGGUGGCUUGGUGAAGCCCAGAAACAUUUUUAUGGAUCAAGCGAGCAGUAGCUUUGUGUAGAAUCAAUACAGUCAAUCGAAGAUUGACCGGAAGUAGUAGAUUUAGGUGAAUUGUGAAGCUAAAUGGGAUAUUUAUUGACAAAAUUUAGUUCGAUAAGUUUGUCUAGGAAAAUAAAAUUUUAAUUUAACAA